UGAUACUUUCUAAUGUAUUUUUGCUUUACAGAUGAAUGAGAUCGAAGUAUGUCCAGAAUGUUAUCUAGCUGCUUGCCAAAAACGAGAUAACUGGUUUUGUGAGCCUUGUAGCAAUCCACAUCCUUUGGUCUGGGCAAAACUGAAGGGGUUUCCAUUCUGGCCUGCAAAAGCUCUGAGAGAUAAAGAUGGGCAGGUUGAUGCCCGUUUCUUUGGACAACAUGACAGGGCCUGGGUUCCAAUUAAUAAUUGCUACCUCAUGUCUAAAGAAAUUCCUUUUUCUGUGAAAAAGACUAAAAGCAUCUUCAACAGUGCCAUGCAAGAAAUGGAGGUUUAUGUGGAGAACAUCCGCAGGAAGUUUGGGGUUUUUAAUUACUCUCCGUUCAGGACACCCUACACGCCCAAUAGCCAGUACCAAAUGCUGCUCGAUCCCACUAACCCCAGCGCUGGCACUGCCAAGAUAGACAAGCAGGAAAAGGUCAAGCUCAACUUUGACAUGACAGCGUCCCCCAAGAUCCUGAUGAGCAAGCCCAUGCUGAGCGGGGGCACGGGCCGCAGGAUUUCCUUGUCGGAUAUGCCACGCUCCCCCAUGAGUACAAACUCUUCGGUGCACACGGGCUCCGACGUGGAACAGGACACCGAGAAGAAGGCCACUUCCAGCCACUUCAGCGCCAGCGAGGAGUCCAUGGACUUUCUCGAUAAGAGCACAGCUUCACCAGCCUCCACAAAGACGGGACAAGCAGGGAGUUUAUCUGGCAGCCCGAAAACUUUCUCUCCUCAAGCGUCAGCACCUAUCACUACGAAAAUGGACAAGACAUCCACCACUGGAAGCAUCCUGAAUCUUAACCUGGAUCGAAGCAAAGCCGAGAUGGACUUAAAGGAGCUGAGCGAGUCGGUCCAGCAGCAGUCCAACCCCGUUCCUCUCAUCUCUCCCAAGCGGCAGAUUCGCAGCAGGUUCCAACUAAAUCUUGACAAGACGAUAGAGAGUUGCAAAGCACAAUUAGGUAUAAAUGAAAUCUCGGAAGAUGUGUACACGGCUGUAGAGCACAGCGAUUCAGAGGAUUCCGAGAAGUCAGAUAGUAGCGAUGGUGAGUAUAUCAGUGAUGAUGAGCAGAAGCCCAAGAAUGAGCCAGAAGACACCGAAGACAAAGAGGGCAGUCAGAUGGACAGAGAGCCACCUGCUGUCAAAAAAAAGCCCAAACCGGCAAACCCAGUCGAGAUUAAAGAGGAGCUGAAAAGCACAUCACCAACCAGUGAAAAAGCCGAUCCGGGGGCAGUCAAGGACAAGGCCAGCCCUGAGCCUGAGAAAGACUUUUCAGAAAAAGCAAAACCAUCACCUCAUCCCACAAAGGAUAAACUGAAGGGAAAAGAUGAGACGGACUCCCCUACAGUACAUUUGGGCCUGGACUCCGAUUCAGAGAGUGAACUUGUCAUAGAUUUAGGAGAAGACCAUUCUGGGCGGGAGGGUCGAAAAAAUAAGAAGGAACCCAAAGAACCAUCUCCCAAGCAGGAUGUUGUAGGUAAAGCUCCAUCAUCUACUACUGUGGGCAGCCAGUCUCCCCCUGAAACACCGGUGCUCACCCGCUCCUCCUCCCAAGCUCCUGCGGCUGGUGUCCCAGCCACCACCAGCACAACGUCCACCAUCACAGUCACGGCCCCGGCCAAUGCCGCCGCCACCACAGGAAGCCCCGUGAAAAAGCAGAGGCCGCUUUUGCCGAAGGAGACUGCCCCGGCUGUGCAGCGGGUCGUGUGGAACUCAUCAACUGUCCAGCAGAAGGAGAUCACACAGAGCCCAUCCACGUCCACCAUCACUCUGGUGACCAGCACACAGUCAUCGCCCCUGGUCAGCAGUUCGGGGUCCACGAGCACCCUGGCAUCUUCAGUCAAUGCUGACCUGCCCAUCGCCACUGCCUCAGCUGAUGUCGCCGCGGAUAUCGCCAAGUACACUAGCAAAAUGAUGGAUGCAAUAAAAGGAACGAUGACAGAAAUAUACAACGAUCUUUCUAAAACCACUACUGGAAGCACAAUAGCUGAGAUUCGCAGGCUAAGGAUCGAGAUCGAGAAGCUUCAGUGGCUGCACCAGCAAGAGCUCUCUGAAAUGAAACACAACUUGGAGCUGACCAUGGCGGAGAUGCGGCAGAGCCUGGAGCAGGAGCGGGAUCGGCUCAUUGCAGAGGUGAAGAAGCAGCUGGAGCUGGAGAAGCAGCAGGCGGUGGAUGAGACCAAGAAGAAGCAGUGGUGCGCCAACUGCAAGAAGGAGGCCAUCUUCUACUGCUGCUGGAAUACCAGCUACUGCGACUACCCCUGCCAGCAGGCCCACUGGCCCGAGCACAUGAAGUCCUGCACCCAGUCGGCUACCGCUCCUCAGCAGGAAGCGGAUGCCGAGGUGAACGCGGAAACACUGAACAAGUCAUCCCAGGGGAGCUCCGCUAGCACACAGUCAGCCCCUUCGGAAACAGCCAGCGCCUCGAAAGAGAAGGAGCCACCAGCUGAGAAAAGCAAGGAGAGUGGCUCGACCCUUGACCUUUCUGGCUCCAGAGAGACACCCUCCUCCAUUCUCUUAGGCUCCAACCAAGGCUCUGUUAGCAAAAGGUGUGACAAGCAACCUGCCUAUGCCCCAACCACCACAGAGCACCAGCCGCACCCCAACUACCCAGUCCAGAAGUACCACUCCCGGAGUAGCAAGUCCAGUUGCUGGAGCAGCAGUGACGAGAAGCGAGGAUCGGCCCGCUCUGAGCACAACAGCAGUAGCAGCGCGAAGAGCCUCAUCCCGAAAGAGUCUCGGCUGGACACCUUCUGGGACUAGGGGCAAAUUGUGACACGAAUCACCCGCCCCACUGUUGGCGGGGGAAACCCAGACACCAGGCAGAUAGGAAACGGCUAAGACAGAACCACCACCUUCAGGCUUGAGGAUUCCGCGUGUUCAGCCUUGGCCGGUGCGCCUGGCGCCGGGGGCAGCCUACACUACAUGAUGUCCAGCAUUAGCUCUGAGCGAGGGCUGUUCGGCCCACACGAACCCUGUGCUUUAGAUGUAAAUAAUGUACAAUUUGUGGAUGUCAUUGAGCCUAGAGUUCCUUCCCUUUUUAUAUUUGUAUUGACUUUAACUUAUAAAAAAGAAAAACAAUUUAAAAAAACGUAAUAACAAAAAGAAUGUUUUGAUGUUGGAGAAGGGAUGGUCAGUUGCCCUUCUGUCACACAGUGGAAUAGAGACUGGGCCUGGAGAUCGCUGUCACAGGCCCUCCUCCUUGGAUACCCAGGGGGACAGUGAGCCAUUUCUGCGCAUACCUGUGUACGCAGCACGUUGGGAUCAGGAGUUUUGGCACAGCCUCUGUGCUGUCAUGGGCUCAUCACAUCAAGCCAUCGACCCCUUUCAAAUACUACGUUAUUAUGUUACAAAACACAAACUCUCCGGAUCAGAAGAACACAGGAGAAGCUAGUUUAUUUUGUGUGGUUUCAAUGAUGACUCUCCUGCUAAAAGGGAAAAAUCAAUGUUCUUGUUUACAGAAGAUACACAGAAACAAGCCCCACUCAGCUCAAUUGCAGAAGAGUAGAAGAAAGUGUUAGGGUGAUAAACUCCUAAACAAAGAGAGAUCUUUGCUCUGCAGUUCCUCUCGACACACUCACACGCUUGGGAAGAGAUGCCAUGCUUCUCAGGAGCAGGAACUGGAAAGCAAGACGCACGCAGAGGACGUUUGAGUCUGGGAGGAAGCAUGUAUGUAUUAUUUAUAUGACGGGAUUUUACGUUUUUAUGUAAGCAUGAGACAAAGGCAGUAUGAGAGAGCAAGGCCCCACAUGCUGUCUGUUACACUACGUAUGCUGUAGCACCAUUCUGUAUGUUGUGUAAAACAAAAAGCAUUGAUCAAAGCAAAAGGUGAUGUCUGUAUAUGAGAAAAUUAAUUGUACGAUAUCAUUCCAGGACAUUUUGUUGUACAUUUUAGUCUCGUUUACUUUCUCUUCAUUGUUGAUAAGAGGAUACGAAUUGUACAGUUUCCAGCUAGUUACCCAUAUUAGAGAAGAAAUAAGAAGAAAGUAUUAGAAGAAAAAGGAGAGAAAGAACGUUUGUCAAUUGCAGUUGUCCAAAAAGAAAAAAAAAUAGCCUAGCUGGCCUUAUUUGUGAAGCAUAAUUGCUUUUAGCAUAUGGAAGUAUUUUUUCACAUUUUCUUUGUAUAAAAUUUGUAUUAAACUUAAAUAUCUUUUUUGAUGAUGGUGUUUCUUUGUGACUUAGCCAGUGGACUCACACGCUAUGCUCUUUUGGGUUCUUCCCUCCCUAUCUCCCUCCCGAUUUUUUCAGAUUCUUCACCUUUUUUUAAUUAAACUGUUUUGGAAAAGUG
Molecule: messenger RNA, 4328 nt
Organism: Galeopterus variegatus (Sunda flying lemur)
Lineage: Eukaryota; Metazoa; Chordata; Mammalia; Dermoptera; Cynocephalidae
Gene: ZMYND8
Product: zinc finger, MYND-type containing 8
Exons: 15
Coding region: 32-2803 (923 amino acids)
Source: RefSeq, a predicted model, not a curated record